This is a messenger RNA of Aricia agestis (brown argus), 777 nucleotides long. RefSeq lists its product as uncharacterized. The record is from RefSeq and is a predicted model, not a curated record. The coding region runs from base 1 to 423 and encodes 140 amino acids. The transcript has 3 exons. Lineage: Eukaryota; Metazoa; Arthropoda; Insecta; Lepidoptera; Lycaenidae.
AUGGUUGGGUUAAUUUUUUGGUUUUACUCUACAGUUCCUGCACAGUUUAUUCCGGGAAGGACAGGAGCUGGUCUACUCAUUUUAAACGGUUUCACAUUUUAUAUGAAGAAUCACCAGGCCCACGGCAAGAAGCAGUGGUACUGCUCUUCGAGAGACGUCCACGGCUGCCGGGCAGACGUCAUCACCUACAGAGGAAUAUACUAUUUGCCGUCGCACAGGACGGGCAGCAUGGUGUUGAUAUACAAAGACAACAAGUACUGGAUCAACAACAGGUACCAGAAUACUAUAAACUGGACUUGCCGGGAUCGGAAGAGGCUGGGCUGCAACAGCUGCAUCCAAACUGACCUGGAGGGCAGAUACAUCAAGCACAAGGGUAUUCACAAUCACGAGGACAACUACACCAAGUAUAACUUCAACGACUGAUGUACAGAUUUUAGCACGUUGCCAGUCAUCACGUCUGUAAAAAGCUGCGCUGAUAAACAAAAUAUUUGAUUGUUGUUGCUGAUUCUAGACGGACGGUUGCAUCAGUUUUCACUCUUCCCUUUAGUUGAUAAAAAGGUUGUUGAUAAAAAGUGCUUAAAGAAUUUCAAAUCAACAUCCAAUGCAACGUGCUAAAUUAAUUUCGGAUUUGAUUAAACUUAAAAUAAACAUGAUGGGAACUAGGAUAAAUGCAUGUUUGACUGGAACAUAAGAAAGUACGCGAUUGUGCCUAUGUACUAACUAGACCAGUGGCCCCCAACCUUUUUUUCAUACGGGCCACAAACGUGGUUUGGUCUU